Messenger RNA from Salvelinus fontinalis (brook trout), 2685 nucleotides. RefSeq names its product caveolin 2 (gene cav2). Gene Ontology annotation, biological process: positive regulation of MAPK cascade; caveola assembly; negative regulation of endothelial cell proliferation. Gene Ontology annotation, cellular component: Golgi apparatus; caveola; perinuclear region of cytoplasm. The transcript has 3 exons. NCBI's taxonomy places the organism in Eukaryota, Metazoa, Chordata, Actinopteri, Salmoniformes, Salmonidae. Gene Ontology annotation, molecular function: protein kinase binding; molecular adaptor activity. Bases 327 to 989 code for a protein of 220 amino acids. The record is from RefSeq and is a predicted model, not a curated record.
UAGUGGAUGGAAAGAACAAAUAGAGCAAGAGGAAGUGAAGGAAUGAGAACAGGAUGAUAGAGACUGAUGAUUGAGGCUCUUUGUGACUUGGCACUCAGACACUUCAUGCUUAUCUGAAUGGAAAUUAGUUUAUUUCUAGGGUGGUCAGUGUCCAGUUGAUAUACAUAUUGAGAUAUUAACAAAUAAUGUCCAUUACAAUCUUGCAAGAUUGGCCUAGUUCAAUAUAGGCUAGUUAAGAUAAUUCGAUUCUAAUCAGACAAAUGUAUAAAUAAAUACAGUGUCAAAUAUAAAAAUGUUUGUCCUCUAGUUUAAAAUUUCAUGGCGACAUGACUUUUGCUUGUUGUGUCUACUACCCCACAUUGAGCUGCUUUCCGCGCGGGGCGUGGGUCCGUUUCAGAUGCGCUCGGCACGGGCACAGUUCCAAAUGCAAAGAGCGCUCACAGCUUCUGACCAACGACAGCUCCACGCCGCUCACCGCGUCGCAGGACUGUCAAGUGAAAAUGGGUCUCGAAAAGGUGAAUUACGAAACGAGUAUUAUCGUGGACGAGGACGAGUUCAACAGAUCAAUCGAACCGAUUCUGUUGAAAAAUGACAAAGUAUAUUCGGCGAUUCCAAACCGAGAUCCCAAUGACAUAAACGCGCACUUAAAGGUUGGUUUUGAUGAUGUGAUAGCAGAGCCCAGUUCGAGCCGCAGCUUCGACAAAGUAUGGAUAGGAAGUCACGCUGUCUUCGAACUGGUCAAAUAUGGCUUCUACCUAAUAUUGACCACCAUCCUUGCUGUGCCCAUGGCGUUUAUCCUUGGUAUUGUCUUCGGGGUCUUCAGCUGUGUUCAUAUUUGGGUGCUGAUGCCGGCGGUGCGGAGCUGUCUGAUGGCGCUGCCCUCUGUCCAGGUGGUCUGGAGCAGCCUGACAGACAUGCUCGUCACCCCCGUCUUCCACAGUAUGGGCCGGUGUCUGUCAUCAGUUCACGUCAAGACCACAGACAGCUGAUAGGGGCUUUUCUUCCCUGUCAUGAAGACGCACAGAGGGGGGAAAGCAAGGGUCGGAUGAGAGAGACAUAAAAAGGAUUUAUUUAAGGCUAUAACUUUUUUGACAUAUAUCUAAGUGGAAAAAUAAGAUAUCCUUUACUCAUGUUUGUGUUGAAAUAUAUAAGCUCUUUAUAAAGCCAACAUCAACACUCCAUAAUAUCUGGUAGAAUUAUGAUAGAAUCAUUUAUUAGAAGGCUAACUGCUACCUGUAAAGUGAUGAUACGUUUAUAAGUGGUCAUAAAGGUUGAUUGGGGUAAACUUCCCUUAGACAACACCAUGACACCAUCUGGGUAAUAACAUGAUCCAACAUGAUCAUUUAUGUCAUCUGGAAUUUCACAAAAGAUUAAUAAUAAGGUUUGAUGUUGAUAGAAGUUCUUGUGUCAAGCUUUAUAAAGGGUUUUUAUGUAUACUGCCAAAAGGACCAUUUUGCAUUUGUGACCCCCCCCAAAAAAUAUUGUCAUUCCAUAGUUCUGAUUCUGAUUCUAAAGGACUGUUUUAAUCAUAUUCGAUCAGAUCAGGGCAACAUGGUUUUUGACGAUAAGGCAUCAUACCAUCCCUGACAGCAGACAUGUAAUAUUUGCGUAGUUUCUGCUUUUUAUGUGAUAUAUAUAUAUAUAACAGAGAAUUCGGCUGGAAAUUGAAUGAAUGAAUUCCUUCAUAUGUUUUCUGUAAAAGAGUGUAAAUAGAUCCAAGAUUCUGGGAUGCAGCUUAUUGCAUACUUGUGCAGCCUUAUUUUGCUACUGCUGUGUUGAUCUCGCAGUGCUUUGGAUAUAUUUUGGGGCGUUAGCUUUUAUACUAAGGGGCAGUUUCCCGGACAUAGAUUAAGCCUAGUGUCUAGCCUAGAAAUUCUCUAUUAAGCUUCCCUUUUGACUCCAUUACGCUUGCUUUUCUGUGUCCGGGAAACCAUCCCUAAGAAACCUACGGUAAAAACCUAAGACAGUUAUAUGCAUUUAAAUGUGGACUAAAUGUCCAAUAUAAUAUGAAACAGGAGUAUUGGCUCUCUAACUUACUAUUUAUAUGCCACGCACAUUUGUCAUGUUCCUUGAUUGUCCAUGUUUUGAUUGAAGUCAUGGAAAAACUGGACAGAACUUGCUGCUUGUGUUCCUUAAGAUAAUGAGGUGAAUACACUCCAGUUAAUUCUAUUGAGUGAAGCCUUGAUACACUUGUCAGGUACAUGGCCUACACUCUUAGAAAAAAAUAAAAGGUACUAUAUAGAACCUAAAAGAGUUCUUCAGCUGUCCCCAUAUGAGAACCAUUUGAAGAACCCUUUUUGGUUCCAGGUAGAACCCUUUUGGAUCCAGGUAGAACCCUUAUGUGUUCCAUAUAGAACCCUUUCCACAGAGGGUCCUACAUGGAACUCAAAAGGGUUAUACUUGGAACCAAAAAGGGUGCUCUUAUGCUCUUAAAGCAAGACAGUUCACAGACCGUGUCUGUACUUGGCUGAGUUGGUUCUUCUCUACCGAGAGAAAAUUGCAGGUGUGAUUGUAUCGGUGUUGAGUUUGGCCUGAAGUUUUUUUAAUGAGAUGAAACAAUGUAGUAAAAAUGGACAACGAUAUCAUUCUAAUUCUGCUCAAAAAACGACACGUAUUCUUUGAUUUGUGUAAAGUACCAAAAAUGUUCCUUUUCUUCACCAAAUAAAGAAUCUUAUUUCAAAAAUG